Molecule: messenger RNA, 1629 nt
Organism: Talaromyces stipitatus ATCC 10500
Lineage: Eukaryota; Fungi; Ascomycota; Eurotiomycetes; Eurotiales; Trichocomaceae
Exons: 4
Coding region: 1-1629 (542 amino acids)
Biological process (GO): regulation of DNA-templated transcription; DNA-templated transcription
Cellular component (GO): nucleus
Molecular function (GO): transcription cis-regulatory region binding; DNA-binding transcription factor activity, RNA polymerase II-specific; zinc ion binding
Source: RefSeq, a predicted model, not a curated record
AUGCAAAAUGAACUAGGCAGUGACAUAUCCUGGACACUGAGAAGUCGGCUGAAUUCGGCGUUUCAAAUCAUUUUAAAAUCCGGUAACCAACACCGAACAAUUAAUUCUUCUCAACCUUUCCAUCUCAACUUCCAUCUCAUGCUGGCUCUUAACCCAUUCCUUGACAAUGCGAGGACGAAAAUCAAAUUUUAUAGCGUGCGUACAUUGCCGCCAGAUGAAAGAUGUACGAGGUGCACCAAAGCAGGCAAAUUCUGUUCGGUGGAUCCGUCUUUUAAAAGGACUAAGAAAAGACAGUACUAUCGAUACUAUCAUCCCAUCUGUCCUAUUUUGCCGCCAUCGUCGUCAUUCAUUGCACACUCGGACGAAAGUCCUCUUCUCUUCUGGACAGUCAUACUCACUGCGAUAAGAGACAAGACCGAGUUAAGAGCCCUUUUUUCAACACUUGCAGAAGAGGUAUCCAGCAUGGCGUACGAUUGCAUUCAGCCAAAAAAUGCAAACUUGCACGCUGUUCAGGCUCUUCUACUACUUUGUUAUUGGAGCCUUCCAUUCGAAAAACUCCCUACUGACCCAUCUCUUUCGUUUGUCAACAUGGCAACACAAAUUUGUUAUCGUAUGGGUUUGCAUCGACCGGGAUUUGUAGUAGAAUUUGACCGGGUGACAGCCGUCCAUAACCAUCCAAACAUCCCCAGGCAGUUAGCUUGGGUGUUUUGCUUUGCCAGCAACGUUAGUGUUAAUGGCCAAUUUGGGCUUCCUCCCACCGCUCGUUUAGACCGUGGUCUACUAGACGCGUUUGCUACAAAACCGGCAUGGCUUCCAGACACCUUGUACUGCCAGUUACAGAUCUCCCACCAUUUGCUGAAAAUAAUUACAAUGCUUGGUAGUUAUGAAUUCUCAGCUACGGGUUUACUUCCUAACGCACAACAUGUCAUUCCAGCCUUUGAAACCGAACUCCGAGUCCUGGAAGCAAAUCUAUCUCCGUAUUGGACAAGAGUCGACUAUAUAAACUUUUGUACUUGCAAAUUGUUACUCUAUAUCAUUGCUAUCUCUUCCCUAGAUAGCAAUGGGAUUGAGUUGGAAGUGACAGGAAGUGAAAAAUCGUCUCUUUGGAUUCUGCAAGCAUACCUAUGUGUUAUUGCUACUAUCCAAGCUGCAUCAACUAUUGAAGAGCAACUGGUCAAGGUGCCUACACGGAUAUUUAAAUCCUUGGCCUCCUGCGUGUCCUUUUUGAUUCUAUUGAAGUGCUCCAAACAUCAUUACCUCGUCGAUGACGGUGUAUUAUCAACUGCUAUACGCCAGGGAUGGGGAUUGAUGCGCAGAUUUGAAAUUGUUCCUAACGAUUUCGUAUCUCGCACGUGUACUCUUAUAGAACGUAUGAGCAGUUACAGUGAAACAUUGAAGCCCGAGGAUAAGACUGAGGAAAUUCUCACUGCGAAAUCGAGAAUGGGAUUUAACGUGGCACGGAGUGCAUCAUUGCUGGUUCAGCGGAAGCUUUUGAACAAUGGUCAAGCAAAGACGACAACAACGGAUAAUGGCACUGAACAAACCAACUACUUUAACAUGGAUAUGGCCGAGCUGGAUUUCUUCUUGGACUUUGACUGGAACGAAUCGUUACUGAGUCUGCCGUUGUGA